CCCUCCUCCUCUCUCCGCUCCACCCCCUCCCGUUGUCAAGGCGACAGGCAGCUGGGGGCGGACACCCUGCGGCUGAGGGCGGGGCUUUUCUGCGUGUUUACGUAUCUGGACGUGCGCUCGCUGCUGCGGGCGGCCGAGGUCUGCUCCGAUUGGCGGUUUGUUGCCAGGCACCCGGCGGUUUGGACACGCCUCCGGCUGGAGAACGCCAGAGUGUCUGCGGAGUUCCUGACCACUCUGUCUCAGUGGUGUACGCAAACCCAGUCUGUGGUUCUGAACAACCUGAAGCCUCGAAGCAGACGUGCCAACGAGACGCGAGAGGACUACCACAAAAACACACGGGGCAGUGUGGAGGCGGGGCUGGAGGCGCUACUGCGGUCAGCAGGUGGCAGUCUGCUCUACCUGUCCGUCUCUCAGUGUCCUCACGUCCUCACCGACAGGACGCUGUGGCUCGCCAGCUGCUACAGCAGGAACCUGCAGACGCUCACAUACAGGAGUUCGUCUGACCCUCUUGGUCACGAGGUUCUCUGGGCCCUGGGUGCGGGCUGCAGGAACAUCAGCAGCCUGCAAGUGGCUCCGGCUCACCCCUGUCAACAGCCCACUCGUUUUGGUAACCGCUGCCUGCAGACGAUUGGUCGAUGCUGGCCACACCUCCGUUCGCUCAGUGUGGGCGGGGCCGGCUGUGGCACUCAGGGACUGGCUGCUUUGGUGCACUCCUGUGCUCACCUGCAGCUGUUGGAGCUGGAGCGUAUUACCGACCUCGGCCUGCAGGCGGCGACGGAGCUGUGCUCAGCGGGCCUGAAGAGUCUGGAGACUCUGAUCCUGACACACACACCCGUCAGCGGUCAGGCCAUCCUGCACUUCCACAGUGUGUGUGAGAACAUCAGGCGUAUAACGGUCGAGGUCUCCGUGUCGGAUUACUUUGAGGAGCCGGACAGUCAGGAGGCUCAGCAUCUGUUUGGAGAAAUCCUCAACACGCUGAAG
Messenger RNA from Plectropomus leopardus (leopard coralgrouper), 981 nucleotides. NCBI's taxonomy places the organism in Eukaryota, Metazoa, Chordata, Actinopteri, Perciformes, Serranidae. The record is from RefSeq and is a predicted model, not a curated record.